GAAAGAAAGAAAGACACUUAAUAAGUGUUGGUGAAGAUAUGGAGAAACUGGAACCCUCAUGCACUGCUAAUGAGAAAUUAAAAUGGUACAGCUCUAUGAAAAUCAGUCUGGCAGUUCCUCAAAAAAUUUAAACAUAGAGUUACCAUAUAACCCCGCAAUUCCACUUCAGUACAUACACAAGAGAAAUAAAAAUAUAUGUCCAUACAGAAACUUGUACAUAAAUGUUCAGGGCAGCAUUAUUCAUAAUAGCCCAAAAGUGGAAACAACCCAAAUGUCCCUCAGCUGAUGAAUGGGUAAAUGAAUGUAGUAUAACCAUUCAGAGGAAUAGUAUUCAACCAUAAAAUGGAAUGAAGUAGUGAUACAUGCCGCAAUAUGGAUGAGCUUUCAAAACAUUAUAGUAAGUGAAAAAGGCCCAUCACUGAAGGUCACGUAUUGUAUGAUUCCACUUGAUGAAAUGUCCAGAUUAGGCAAAACCAUAAAGACAGCAAGUGGAUUAGCAGCUGCUGGAAGAUGGAGGGAAACGGGAAAGGGAUUGACAGCUAACAAGUAUGGGAUUUCUCUUAGGGGUGCUGGAAAUGUUCUGGAAUUGAAUAGCAAUAAUGGUUGUAAAUAUUGUGAAUAUGCUAAACACUAUAGAAUUCCACAACUUAAAAUGGACAGUUUUUUGUUACAUGAAUUUUAUCUCAAUUUAAAAUCAUCAUCGUCAUCAUACAUGACUGAUAUGCUAAUCAAAUAUAUUUUUGCUAAAAUACAAAUACAACUUUUUAAACAUUUAUCCUUUAAGAUUCCUUCCAAAUCCAAAAUUAUCUCACUCUAUUCUCAGUGGGACCCAGGGGCUCAGAUGACCCUUAAAUUGUUGACCCCACUUGCUUUGGAGACAGGCCAGGUGACCAGUGUUGGGGCCAGGUUCUGACCUGAGAUCUUGGGUGGGAGUAGGGUUGGGGAUGGGUCAAGCCUGGAAGCCAGGAGGGAAGUAGAGGGAUCAGUCAAUGUUCCCUGUCUCCCUCUGAAACUGUACACAACAAUCUUCCCCUACCUUCCUCUAACUUUCUGGGCAGGGCAGGUGUUUCAGUUUCUUAGAGCACAAAUAUGCAACAGAGAAGCGCCAUUUCUGCCUCAAGACGCACAUAAAGAGGUGUAGAUAUAGAUGCUCUCCAUGUCUAGAUGGAGCCCUCAGGCACCCCAGAGUCCAUCACCAUUUAUUAUGAUUAUCAGAGCCUUCUGUGUGAGACCAAGUCCUUCACCUUUGCCACCUUCAGCACCACCAUCUUGUACUUCCUGGUGUUCCUUCUCAGCCUGGUGGGCAACAGCCUGGUGUUAUGGGUACUGGUGAAGUAUGAGAGCCUGGAAUCCCUCACCAAUGUCUUCAUCCUCAACCUGUGCCUCUCAGACCUGGUGUUCUCCUGCUUGUUGCCAGUGUGGGCCAUGGGGUACCACUGGGGCUGGGUGCUGGGGGACUUCCUCUGCAAGCUCCUCAACAUGAUCUUCUCCAUCAGCCUCUACAGCAGCAUCUUCUUCCUGACCAUCAUGACUAUCCACCGCUACAUAUCAGUAGUGAGACCCCUCUCGUCCCUGCGCGUCCACACCCUCCAGUGCCGUGUGCUGAUGACCACAUCUGUGUGGGCAACCAGCAUCCUGUCCUCCAUCCCUGAUGCCAUCUUCCACAAGGUAUUUCCCGAAGGCUGUCACUACUCAGAAAACAAGUGGUUCCUCACCUCGGUCUACCAGCACAACAUCUUCUUCCUGCUAUCCAUCGGCAUUAUCCUGUUCUGCUAUGUGGAGAUUCUCAGGACCCUAUUCCGCUCAAGAUCCAAACGGCGCCCCCGGACAGUCAGGCUCAUCUUCACCAUCGUGGUGGCCUACUUCCUCAGCUGGGCUCCCUACAACCUGGUCCUGUUUCUACAGACACUGCUGAAACUCGGGGUCAUCCAGAGCUGUGAGCUCAGCCAGCAGAUAGAUUAUGCCCUGCUCAUCUGCCGCAAUGUUGCCUUUUCCCACUGCUGCUUCAACCCAGUGCUCUACGUUUUUGUCGGGGUCAAGUUCCGCAGGCAUCUCAAAAGUCUACUCCAGCACUUCUGGCUCUGCCAGCAGCAGGCACCCAGCACUCCCCCUCACUCCGCGGGUGCCUUCAACUAUGAGGGUGCCUCCUUCUAUUGAAAGGGAGUCUGGUGGUGCCAAUGGAGGUGGACAGAGCUGCUAGAGUGGGAGCAGGAAGAAGCAUCAUGGAGGGCACGCUGGCAAAUGCCAUGGCCAUGACGAUGGGGUGAGAGAAAUAGCUUCCACCUGCAGAGGCUUCAUGUCUCCUCUCCUGCAGACAGUGGCUCCCACCUGGAAACUUUAGAUCACCAUCCAGAAAAACACUUCUUGGAUUCUGAGUUCACCAUCCAUUCCUUCAUGAAUUCAUUCAUUCGGACAUUGCUUAGUCCAGAAGACUUCCAAAACUUGGAAGGAUUCCCAGAAAGGAGGGUCCUUCAAGACUUUAUGAGGUCUGAGACUCAAUGUGUGUGCUAUUUGUACAAAUGCAGGCUGCUGGCAGAUGAUCUGUCCCCUGCUCCACUGCAGGGUUGUGCCAGCUGACUUUGGAGGGAUUGGCUCUGCACUCCUCAGUGACUGCUGGAUGAGACUAUUCUGCAAGGCCAAGAUAAGCACAUCCUCAAAUAACAAGUCAGGACGCAAUCAGGAUUCUGAAAACCCACAAUUAGAUGGGAGACAUGUCCCAUAUCAUAGCUCCAGUGUCUGCCACAUGAAUUGGCACCUGCAUAUUCAGUCCAUAAAUCUUUUGUGGAAAGAAUGAAUGCAAUAAGUGCUACCUUCCACAUGAAGCAUUUAUCUGCAAGACAUAAAGAUAAUGAGAUACUAUUGUAAUCCUACAGGUACCAACAGUCCAGCUCUGAAGGUCCAGAUAAAGAAGUACCCGCCUUGGCUAAGGCAUCCAGGGUAAAGAGUUCUGUAACAUCUCAUCCUCUCUAGUUGGAUAUUGAGCUGAUGCUUUAGAUUCAUCACUGUCCACCUAAAAUGUUCUCCACCUGCCUGGUUGAUGGCACCAGCUUCCUCCAGCCACUAAUGCUCCAAACCUGGGUCAUCCCUAAGUCCUGCAUUUCCCUUCCCCUACUCCCACAGCCCAGUCCUGUGGACUCUGCCUUCUCCAAGGCCCUCAGAGAUAUCCUUGCCUGUGUUCAUCACAUGCCUGUGGUUCCAUCCCCAAUGGCUUUACUUCCUCAGCAUCCUCCUACUGCUCAUCUCUUUCACCACCUAAAAGGCCAGUUCCUCAGGAAGCCCUCCUCUAUCUGUAAAUCAGAAGAGCACUCUCUGGGGUGCUGUGGCACUCUACUUGUCCCCUAUAAAAUAGCAUUUGUCACUCUCCACCAUGUGUCAUAGUUACACUUGUACAUGUCUUAUCAUCCUGCCCCAUUGGACUGCAAACUGUCUGAGGGCAGGAACCUGGUCUUUCUUGCACUCUGCCAAGCACUGGCCCUGGUUUUCUAUCACUAUAUAUUGCAUGGGAGCGAAGAAUGACAAUUGUUAUUAUUCUUCUAAUUUAUGCAUUUUGGAGACCCGUGCCUAGGGAAUAUAGUCUACCUUUCCUGCCCCAGGAUGCUAGUUUAUAGAUAGUUAUCUUUCUUCUUUAGUCUAUACCCUCAGAGCACCUUGUUUAUCCCUCUCAGUGGAAAUAGCUAUACUUGACCUUGCUUUUUAGUUAGUGGUACACAUGCCUGCCUCUUACACUGUCCCAUAGUGUCACAUCCAAGGACAUAGAUAAAACUCACCUUCUAAACUUUCCCAUAUCACACAGACCUGGUCCCAAUCUGACUUAGCUCUGGAGUGGAGCCUUUGGAAAAUCUCCCCAGGUGAUUCUGACCUGCAUUCCACUUAGAUAUAUUUGGCUAUAGGUCCUUGAAAAUGAGAAUUCCAAAGUCUUCCAUAGUCCCUUGAGCAGGGCUUUACACAGAGUAGGCACUCAAUAUAUGCUUACCAAAUAAAGUAGCUACUAUUACAGCCCUCAGCUAGAGCCUAGAGAGCACAAAAGCAUCCACUCCUUCAGCUCCAGCUUCAAUUAUGCAUUUGCAUUUGGGUGGCCAGCCUUGGAGGCAUUUUACUUGGCUGGGAAAGACAGAGGUCUAGUUUUAAGAAUUAGGCCAGUAGCACUUGCUGAAGAGAACUAGGUGGUAACCAACAAAGGGAUAGAGCUCUUAUGGACUUGCCAACUAAUAGCUGAGGACAUCACUUACCACGGAUAGAAAACAGCAAAAGGAAGGAGACAUGAGGUAGUAAUGGGCUCAGAGCUAAGCCCAUAGGCUUCCGAUUGGGGUGAUCAUUCAGUGCCCCUUUCAAACUAAUAUUAUUAAAACUCCAUUCAAUGUUCAUUCAGAAGGUGGGAUGAGCCCAGGGAUGAGAAGAGCAGAAGACUCUUGUUCACACCCUCCAAAAUCAAAGCAGUGUAGCCUUAAUCCCACUCUUCCUAGAAGGCAGGUUUGGAGGUCUUACAUCACUACAGAGUAUGCCUUUUGAGAGGUGUGCUUCAUUAGCUCCUCAUUCCAUCCCAUACCUUCACAUCCAAAGAUGCUUAUCUAAGUAUUUCUUUCAACACAUUUACCCAUACCCCCAAGAGCAUAUCACUAAACACAAGUGUAUCCAUCUUCUUAAAUUUCUAGUGAUGUUUUGUCAUUCCCUGGAGUAGAGAGUAGAGCAUCUUCUCCCAGUCUAGUUCCUUGGGAAGACAAGGAAAGAGGCACAGAGAAGGAAAGGUAUGAAUGGGAUGACAGAGGCACAUUGUAUCAGAGAGGGAACUGUGGGUAAGACUCCUGAAAAAAGCAGCCAGAAAGCUACAGGCUAGUGGCUACUCUCUAUAUACCUUGACCACACCCUCCAUUGGCCACAACCUCUUGCCUUCCCCUCUCUCCACCCACAGAACCAUGAUUCAACCUCAGCUAGUCUCUUGUGGACCUGUCCCUCUCCUCUAGUCAAUAAAAGGUGACCCAACCACAGGGCUACCGACCUCCUGCUGCUUCUGCCGCUCAUCUCAUUAAAAAACCACAGUGAUUCCUAGGGAAGAUGUCUUCACAGCAUUGCUACCUCCCUUUACUCGGACAAAAUCAGGAAAACAGGAACUUUGCUCGUCACUGAAUAGGAACUCUAAGCUCAGGGCAGCCCCAGACCUCAAAUGACCCCAGCCAGAGUAGAAGUUCCUCAAGGGCACAAGCCUCAUAUUGUAGCUCAAGAGUCUCCCUCUGUGCCCAGCAAUGUUUGUGGUUGGUUGAGUCAGUAGAUAAGAGACCAUCUUUUGGGCUUUUUUCUACUUCCGUUUUUUCUUUCCACAUUUGCUUACAUUAUAUCUUCCACCAGGUACCACCUAAUGGCUUCCCAUGAACUCUUCCCUAGGGCCCAUCAGCCCAGACAUUGCCCAAUUGCUGAACUCCUGACAGCUUUCAUUUGUGGAACCUACAUGUGACAGGACAAAGAGGCCCACACAUCUAGAAAAGCACAGCAGAAUAGAUCCCAAAGUAGACUAUCUGAGAAGGCUCUCAGGACCUGAGCCCUAGACCCAAACCCCAAAACUCCUUUACUGACUCACUAUGAUCUUGGGCCUCUCAGACCCUCAGUAUCCUCAUCUGUAAAGCUAUAUAAAUGCCAGUGACGCAAAGACAGACUCUACCCACACUAUGGAGAUGCACAUGAGGUCACAUGCAUAAAAGUACUUGCUUUGCCAAUGAUUCAGCCCCAAAUAGGAAUCACUACUGUAAUCAUCUCAUAAAGACAGAAAGCAUCAUCGUAUCAUAUGCACAAAUUAAAAAUUAGCAUGUAUGGAUGCACCUCUGGCUGUGUUUUCUUCAUUUCUGCCCAACGUCAUUAUAUACAACUCCCAAAAGUUCUCUGCUUAUGGGUGAUCUGGGUUAUGAUUUAGGGUGGAGGGAGGAACACAGGAGGAGGACUGGAUAUUGACCAUGGAGAUACAGAGUAGAAUAAGGGGCACCUGGGUGGCUCAGUAACUGAGCAUCUGCCUUUGGCUCAGGUAGUGAUCCUGGGGUCCUGCAAUCAAGUCCCACAUCAGGCUCCCUGUGAGGAGCCUGC
Nyctereutes procyonoides (raccoon dog) is the source of this 6069-nucleotide messenger RNA. RefSeq names its product X-C motif chemokine receptor 1 (gene XCR1). Gene Ontology annotation, biological process: G protein-coupled receptor signaling pathway; immune response; chemotaxis. The coding region runs from base 1165 to 2157 and encodes 330 amino acids. Gene Ontology annotation, molecular function: chemokine receptor activity. Lineage: Eukaryota; Metazoa; Chordata; Mammalia; Carnivora; Canidae. Gene Ontology annotation, cellular component: membrane. The record is from RefSeq and is a predicted model, not a curated record. The transcript is spliced from 2 exons.